Odontomachus brunneus is the source of this 2202-nucleotide messenger RNA. RefSeq names its product eukaryotic translation initiation factor 3 subunit B (gene eIF3b). Gene Ontology annotation, biological process: translational initiation. Gene Ontology annotation, molecular function: translation initiation factor activity; translation initiation factor binding; RNA binding. Bases 73 to 2181 code for a protein of 702 amino acids. Gene Ontology annotation, cellular component: eukaryotic translation initiation factor 3 complex. The record is from RefSeq and is a predicted model, not a curated record. The transcript is spliced from 11 exons. NCBI's taxonomy places the organism in Eukaryota, Metazoa, Arthropoda, Insecta, Hymenoptera, Formicidae.
GCGAUCCACUGCCAUUUCCUUUACGACGCGGCGCGGACGCACGGCACGAGAACGUGCAGAGAGGUUUCCAAGAUGGCGAAAAAAACCCAGGCCGAAAAAGCGGCGCAGAACGAGGACGCCGCAAAAGGUAACGAAGAUCCAAUGAAUGACGAUGAGGAACCUAACUUCAGUGAUCCUGAGGGCUUCGUCGAUGAUAUCACCGAUGAAGAACUUCUUGGUGAUAUCCUGAAGCAGAAACCCUCUGAGACAGAUGGGGUAGAAUCUGUGAUUGUUGUGGAUGGUGUACCUCAAGUAGAUCCUGACAAGUUAGAGAAGUUACAAUCUGUUAUCAACAAGGUAUUGGGGAAAUUUGGCACAAUAGUUAAUCAAUAUUAUCCAAAAAAUGAAAAUGACGUUACUAAAGGGUAUAUUUUCUUGGAGUAUAACAAUCCCUUGAAUGCACUCGCAGCGGCUAAGUCCACUAACAAUUACAAGAUUGACAAGUAUCAUACCUUCAAGGUCAAUUUAUUUACCGACUUUAAGAAAUUUGAGGAUAUCCCCGAGAAUUGGGAGCCACCAAAACCACAGCCCUUCAAGGCUGCCAGUGACUUGCAUUAUCAUCUGCUAGAACCGGAUGCUUACGAUCAAUUCUGUGUUCUCUGCGGUAAUGGAGCGGGUGUAUCUGUACAGAUCUGGCAGAACUCUGCGCCUGAGCCCACUUUACUAGAAGAACGUAAUCGUUGGACUGAGACGUAUGUGAAAUGGUCGCCGCUUGGUACUUACCUUUCUACAUUCCACAAAUUAGGAGUUGCUCUUUGGGGUGGACCGCAGUUUACUCAGCAAGCUAGAUUCAGCCAACGAGGCGUUGAGUGCAUAGACUUUUCACCUUGCGAACGUUAUCUCGUCACUUACACUCCGCGCACUGAUUUGAGUUCUGAUCAGAAGCGCUUGGUGAUCUGGGACAUCCUCUCAGGCCAGGAAAAACGAUCCUUUUUCCCUGACGGAUCUUCCGUUUGGCCAAUCUUCCGUUGGUCGCACGACGACAAAUAUCUGGCACGCAUGGGAGAAGAUAUUCUUAGCGUUUACGAGACCCCGUCAUUCGGUCUGUUGGAUAAGAAGAGCAUUAAGAUCCCGGGUAUCAGAGACUUCAGUUGGUCUCCGACUGAUAAUGUCCUCGCUUAUUGGGUACCGGAGGACAAAGAUGUUCCGGCAAGAGUAACUCUGCUCGAAAUUCCCAAUCGUAAUGAGAUACGAAAUAAAAAUCUUUUCAACGUGGCCGAUUGCAAGAUUUUCUGGCAAAAAUCUGGUGAUUACUUGUGUGUCAAAGUCGACCGUUUUGCUAAGCGUAAGGAGAAGACCGAGCAAAAAUACACGGGUAUGUCGUACAACUUCGAGAUCUUUCAUAUGAGGGAAAAACAGAUCCCUGUGGAUAGUGUAGAGAUAAAGGAACCGAUUCAUGCUUUUGCGUGGGAACCGGUCGGCAGCAAGUUCGCUAUCAUUCACGGUGAGAUACCCAGCGUGAAUGUUAGCUUCUAUGAAGUGCGAUAUGGUCACCAACCCGCUCUUCUCAAAAGAUUAGAGAAGAAAGCUUGUAACCACCUGUUCUGGUCGCCAUCAGGCCAGUUCAUCGUUCUUGCUGGUCUGACGACGAUGGCUGGUGCUUUGGAAUUUAUUGAUACUAAUGACUUCACUAUAAUGAAUUCAACUGAUCACUAUCAAACCUCCGAUGUGGAGUGGGAUCCUACCGGCAGAUACGUCGUCACAGCGGUAUCCAGUUGGAAGACAAGUGUCGAUAACGGUUAUUGGAUCUGGACUUUCCAGGGUCGUAUAUUGAAGAGGGUCAAUCUGACCGCAUUCAAUCAACUAUUAUGGCGACCGAGACCGCCGACCCUGUUAACUGCGGAGCAAAUCAAGGAGAUUAAGAAGAACUUGAAAAAAUAUUCGGCACAAUUUGAAAGCAAAGACCGCAUGCGAUUAACGCGUGCUUCAAAGGAGCUGAUCGAGAAACGUUGCACACUGAUGAAGGCAUUUGAAGAAUAUCGUACAAAACGUAUUGAAGAAUGGAACAAUCAAAAGAAGCGUCGUCUUGAAUUACGUUGCAAUAUCGACACCGAUGAACUAGAUUCCGAUUCGAAGAACGUGGAAGAGGAGGUUGUGGAGUUUUUCGUCAAAGAGGAAACAUUUGUACUUGACGAGAAAUAAAUCUGUGCGGACAAUUGUUAA